AUGGCCAGUAAAACUCCUCUGAAGACGACAUUCGAUGUCGAUCGAGUACUGAGGCCGAUAUUCACCGGAGGCUCUGUCUCAAUCGACAACAAUGCCAAAAUCUUAGCGACCACCAUUGGCGAAGAUGCGAUUCUCACUGAGCCCGCCACUGGCAAGCACUUGGCGCAAAUUGAGGGCGAUGGAGAAACGAUAUCAACGCUCACACUGACACCCUCGGGCUCACACCUCAUCGUUUGCUCGAGGUCUCUAUCCAUGCGGAUAUUCGCUUUGAAGCGCGCAUCGGACGAUACUCUGGAGCCCACGUUGUUGCGCACGUUGAAGCCGCACGGUACCCCAGUGGUGGUGCUUGCUGUCGAUCGCACGAGCACGUUACUAGCGACCGGUGGUACAGAUGGAGGCAUCAAGGUCUGGGAUAUUGCAGGCGGGUUUGUCACACACACGUUUCGUGGCCCGUCCGUACUAGUUUCUGCACUGCGAUUCUUUGACGUUGCUGGGCGCGCUGAGCAGACCUCAAAGAAGGGGAAGACGAAGAAGGGCGGCCGCAAGGAGGCUGUUGCGCAAGAUGACGACGUCGAAUCAGAAACGACACACUUCAGGCUCGUGUCUGGUAGUCAGGACGGCAAAGUCAAAGUGUGGGACCUUAACAAACGGAGCUGCAUCGCCAACCUCGACUCGCACGUGUCCGACGUACAGGCCCUUGACUAUUCCCCGGAACAGCAGGCUAUUGUGUCUGCUAGCAGAGACAAGACGAUCAUUUGGUGGGAUGCCAAGUCGUGGAAGAUUCGCAGGGUUGUCCCGUGUCUGGAGCUGGUCGAGGGUGCCGGUUUCGUCGACAAUGGUGAGCUGACAUGGUCCGCUGGCGCGAAUGGAUGCUUGCGCAUCUGGGAGACGGAUAGUGGAAAGGAACUGAGUGGAAAGCAGCCGGCCAGGAGCGAGGAAGAGGCAUUCAUCACAGGCAUCUAUCGCCCUGGUAUGCCCUUCAUUCUGUGCGUGCAGGUCGACCACACGCUGUCCCUUUUCCAGCUGCCCAAGAAAACCGACGCUUCCACACUCACACAGAUCGACCCCAUGCGAAGGAUAUCCGGAACCCAUGACGAGAUCAUCGACAUGGCCUAUUUGUUGCCCGAUCGGUCACUCAUGGCACUGGCUACCAAUUCGGAAGAUGUGCGCAUAGUGUCAGUGUCCGAAUCGUCGACAACAGAGGUGAAUCCCUGGGCACCCUCAUCAGCGUCGCAUUUUGGUCAGGAUAUUGCGCUCCUCAAGGGUCACGAUGAGAUCGUCAUUACCCUCGAUGUGGACUGGUCUGGGCACUGGAUAGCGACCGGAGCGAAGGACAACACCGCCAAGGUCUGGCGUGUGGACUCGGAUAACAAGUCCUACACGUGCUGGGCGACAUUCUCGGGCCAUGCUGAGUCGCUAGGCGCCGUCGCGCUGCCCAAGGCCAUGCCUGCAGAGUCAACAGCCGCGCGUACUGACCCUCUUAACCACCCUCCAGCCUUCCUCAUCACCGGUUCGCAAGAUCAGACCAUCAAGAAGUGGGAAAUUCCCCGACAGCGCCAGGAGAAGGGUCAGAAGACCGCGAUGCGAUCCGCCUUCACCCGCAAAGCACACGACAAGGACAUCAACGCCAUCGCUGUGCAAAACACAGGGGUUCUGUUUGCGUCAGCCUCGCAGGACAAGACGGUAAAGAUCUGGUCAACAGCAGAAGGCGAGGUCCAAGGCAUUUUGCGCGGGCAUAAGCGCGGUGUCUGGUCCGUGCAGUUCUCGCCGUCCAAUAUGCCCGUUAUUCAGGGCGACGAUGGGCCAGUGACGAGCAAAGGGCUGAUUCUGACCGGAAGCGGCGACAAGACAGUCAAGCUCUGGAGCCUGUCUGACUUCACCUGCCUUAGGACGUUCGAGGGGCACUCGAACAGUGUUUUGAAGGUUGCCUGGCUGAAGAUGCCCGUCAACAACGACAAGAGCAAAAGGCCAGUGCAGUUUGUCAGUGCCGGCGGCGAUGGUCUGGUCAAGGUAUGGGAUGCCAACUCGGGGGAGACCGAAUGCACGUUGGAUAAUCACGAGGACCGUGUCUGGGCCAUAACUGUCCAACCCGACACCAACGCCAUCGUCUCGGGCAGUGGUGAUUCCACAGUGACCUUUUGGAAAGACACCAGUACAGAGACACAAGCAGCUGCCUCGCAAAAGGCUCUCGAGCUGGUGGAGCAGGAGCAAGAGUUGCAGAACCACAUGAACGCAGGUUCUUACCGCGAAGCCAUCGCGCUGGCGUUGCAGCUCAAUCACCCAGGCCGUCUGCUGUCGUUGUUUACCUCUGUCACGACGAAGAUCCCACCGGAAGAGGGUAGCUUGACGGGCGUCAAGGCUGUCGAUGAAGUGCUGGCUACAUUGUCAGACGAGCAGAUCUUCCUCCUUUUGCUACGCUUGCGCGACUGGAACACCAAUGCACGCACGGCGCCCGUUGCUCAGAAAAUCCUCUGGACGUUAGUCCGCAGCUACCCAGCUUCCAAGUUCUCUAGCUUGUCCGUCAGGGGUGCGCGUGGUCAGCAGAGCCUCAAGGAUGUCCUGCAAGCAUUGAAAGUAUACACUGAGAGACACUACAAGCGCUUGGAGGAACUCGUAGACGAGAGUUACCUGGUGGAAUAUACCCUGCAGGAAAUGGAUAGUCUUGCGCCGGCGCUGGAGGAUGGAGAAGAUGCAUUGAUGCAAGAGGCUAGGCAGGACACCAUCAUGGCUGGCUAG
Molecule: messenger RNA, 2736 nt
Organism: Emericellopsis cladophorae
Lineage: Eukaryota; Fungi; Ascomycota; Sordariomycetes; Hypocreales; Bionectriaceae
Product: U3 small nucleolar RNA-associated protein-like protein
Exons: 1
Coding region: 1-2736 (911 amino acids)
Biological process (GO): endonucleolytic cleavage to generate mature 5'-end of SSU-rRNA from (SSU-rRNA, 5.8S rRNA, LSU-rRNA); endonucleolytic cleavage in 5'-ETS of tricistronic rRNA transcript (SSU-rRNA, 5.8S rRNA, LSU-rRNA)
Cellular component (GO): small-subunit processome; nucleolus; 90S preribosome
Molecular function (GO): protein binding; U3 snoRNA binding
Source: RefSeq, a predicted model, not a curated record